AUGUGUUCAAGAACGAAGCAAUUGAAUGUAGCCAAGCAACGAGUGGUUGCGAUGCAAAGUGUUGUUUUAAAGGAUUGCAUCCUGAUUUGGGUAGGGGAUCAUCGACGAGUCGAUUCGCUUGGCUUUGCGUUCGCAUCCAGAAGCGCCAUCCUGUUAGACGAUGCUGCAACUAUGCGUGCCACAUUUCCAGUUGAUUCAAUCACAUCCACUAUCAGCAAGCUAUUCCCCCAAAAACAGGUGUUCUUCUCAACAGAUCUGAGUACAGAAGAUAACGAGUUGUGGUCAGAUGUGGUCAAAGGUAUCGCAGAGGAUGUGGCAUCGAAUAAGGAUUUUUAUGGUAUUGCUAGCUGA
This is a messenger RNA of Anisakis simplex (herring worm), 351 nucleotides long. NCBI's taxonomy places the organism in Eukaryota, Metazoa, Nematoda, Chromadorea, Rhabditida, Anisakidae. The record is from the annotation of a GenBank genome assembly.